AUGCUUCUGCAACUAAAAGUUUUUUCCGAUAGGUUUACGCAGGCAUUCAUUUUUGAGACUGGCAUCUUCUGUUUCAGAAAAGUCGUAGAUCAACAAACAUAUGUGGUGAGUAUCGAGUCACUCACACAGCAGCCAAGCCCACGAGCACCCUACUAUGCAGAAUGUCGCAUUCAACCACGGCCGCCUUAUCCAAUUCGAUUUACCUGGUACUUCAAGGGGCGCCAUCAUUCAGACGACCAAAGGCUACGCAUUCCCGAACUGAACGACUACACCACCGGCGAAUACACUUGCCAAGUGAUCGUCACCCCACCCACAGGAAGUCCGCUAGUCGCCAAUGCCACUAGAUCAAUCUACUACAGACCGGUACUACCGCCCGAUGGCGCCGGUCAUCAGACCUACCGGGUAAGCAUGGAACCACUGACACAGAGAAUAGAACACAGGGCACCCUACUCUGCAGAAUGUCGCGUUCAGCCAACGCCUCGCUAUCCCGUCCGCUUUACUUGGUACUUCAAGGGGCGUCACCACUCACAGGGCGAACGACUGAACAUUCCUGAAUUGAACGAAUACACAUCCGGCGAAUACACCUGUCAGGCAGCCCUUGAACAGCCUUCGGGAAGCCCUCUGCUUGUCAAUGCCACCAGGACCGUCUACUACCGCAGCACUCCGCCAACUGAUUCAGGUUACCUUCUUUACUGGUUACCUUGUAACAGUAUAAAGAUGCCAAAACAAGCGAACAUGCGUGUCCCAGGAAGCAAUUGA
Messenger RNA from Dibothriocephalus latus, 759 nucleotides. NCBI's taxonomy places the organism in Eukaryota, Metazoa, Platyhelminthes, Cestoda, Diphyllobothriidea, Diphyllobothriidae. The record is from the annotation of a GenBank genome assembly.